AUGGCCAGCACGCCGGGAACCGCCCCGACCCCCGACGCCCGAACAUCCACCACCACAACCACCGCAACCGGAACCGUCUCCUCCUCCCGCCUCAAGAAGCGCGAGGCGGACCGCAAAGCGCAACGCAUCGCGCGCGAGAAGACCAAGAACAGGAUCGCCCACCUCGAGAGCCUCGUCGCGGAGCUGAGCCGGAAGGAUGACAACGCGACGACGGUCGCGCUGAUGACGCAGCUAUCGAGGGUGACGGAGCAGCGGAAUAAGCUGGUGAGCUGUCUCGAGACGACGUCCGGGAUGUUUUCGAAGAAUCUGGAGGAAGUCAGGGAGAGUGAGGAGAAGAGCGGCGCGGCGGGGAGGGAGGGCGUGGAGGAGGCGAAGGCGGCGGUGUUGCUGGACGCGGGGUUGGAUUUCCUGGCGCCGCCCCCGCCUGCGGUAGGGCCGACGGAGGAGAAGAUCGCGAGUGAGCUGGAAACGAGGAGCUCGGAUCACGACGUCGAUUGCCUCAUGAACGGGACCGCCUUGGACGCGAGCGAUCUCUGGAUCGACGGCGUCUUCCCGCAAACCAUGCCCUCACCACCACCACCGCCCAUCCCAGUCCCGACAACAAAACCACCACAAUCAACUCACGACCCGUCAAAACAUCCCCCCUCGUCACCGAAAACGAUCAAAUCGCAGCACUGCAAACAGACGUGCAGCUGCGCCAGCACGACGCGGACGCGCCGCCUCUCCGACGGCUCGCUGGUCAGCCACAACUGCUGGAACGCGGGCAACGAGAUCCUCAAGGAGCCGUUCCCGCUGACGGAGGCGAUGCUGCGCCUCGAGUACCAGGUCAGCGAGGACGUGCCGGUGCACGCGGUGCUGCACGGCUGGGACAGCCUGGCGCACUCGGGGCGGAUGACGCCGCUGUGGCGCAAGGUGCGGCAGCUCGACGAGCUGUGCUUCAACGGGUGCGGGCCCGCGGAGAGGUUGGCCGUGUUGUUCAUGAUUCACCUGCUCAUGAGGGCGUAUACGGACCCGACGCCGGUCAAGUCGGCCGUGGUGCCGCAGUGGUAUCUCAAGACACAACUCCAACAAAUCUCCCCGGGCCACGACCCCUCGGCCGACUACUUCACCUGGCCCGCCCUGCGCUACCGCUUCGCGACAACCCCGCACCGCUACUGCGACAACACCUUCUGGCACAUGUUCCGCGAGCAUCUGCGGAUAACCUGGCCCUUCGACUUCCGCGACUGCUACGUCCGCAACGUCCACCUCGGCGCCUACGGCCUCUCCCCGCUCUUCAAGGACCGCCUGCGCGAUUUGAGAGCGUGGACCAUGGAGCCCGACUUCUUCGCGCAGUACCCGGAGCUCAGGCAGGACGUGCCGCAGUUCCCGGGCCACCCGUCGCCCGCGGUGAGCAUGUCGAGCCCGCGGCAGGACGCGACGGGGGCGUUGACGGACGCGGUGUUGAACGGGGAGAGCGUGAUGGGGACCGCGGAGGAGAGGGGUGAGGAGGGGGAGGAGGAGUCGGAGGGGGAGUUGUUUCUAGGGGACCUGGGGAUCGAGACGGGUUCUGAUUUCUUAUUCUUUCAAGAGGCCUUGUGCAACGCGGCAAAUCCGCAGGAGUCGGGGACUAGGUUAAGUAAACACAAAGACAGCUCGUGUAUCUCCUUAUAG
Molecule: messenger RNA, 1650 nt
Organism: Colletotrichum karsti
Lineage: Eukaryota; Fungi; Ascomycota; Sordariomycetes; Glomerellales; Glomerellaceae
Product: bZIP transcription factor
Exons: 2
Coding region: 1-1650 (549 amino acids)
Source: RefSeq, a predicted model, not a curated record